AUGGAGGAUCCCGGUGAAAGCCGAGCACCGGGCGCUGAAGCUCACAGUGGUCCCCGUCGAACCAUUUCUCACUCUUCUCACUCGUCUUCUCACUCUAUUCCUUCUGUGGGGUCUUUCGCCGCGUCUUCUCUGACGCGUCUGGCGUCGUUGAUUGCGACGGCGCCACUGCCGCCAGAGCUGCGCGCUGCGUUCCCCGCACAUGCAAAUCCAGAGAAGAAUUCCAGUCCAGAGAAGCAGGCGGAGCUCCAGCGCGUCUUGGAGGAGUCGGUUCUCAGUCGCGUCGCGCGCGCGCAAGCAACAUACGGCGUCGCGGCGCCGGAGGCCUCAGACUCCAAAACCGUCCACGCCCAGAGACAGCAGGUGUAUGGACACCUCAUGCGAGAGUUGUCGGCGUCGCCUUCUCCUCGCGCAGCGGCUGCGCUGCCGGCGUUAGUCCCGCGUCUGGAGCGCCUGCUGCUCUCGGCGACGACGCAGAGUCCGUCGACGCCUCUGCAGCGCCCGGAGUCGAUUUUUCAGCUUCUGUUACAUUUGGCGGAGCUCCGGAGAGCAGCCUCCCGCCGGGUCGAAGCCUCGGCCUUUUCCAGGACUUCUCAGACCGCAGACACGGCUGCGAAAGUGGAGAGAAAGCUCCCUCACGUUCGUGCGUCCACAGUCUCGGCGGCGACGACGCCGCGGAGCAUCCGGUGCGAGAGCAUCUCGAGUGUACAUACAGCGCAGACAGACGGGACGUUCCCUCAGAGCGCCGGGCCGCGCGAGCGACGCGGAGAAAGGCGCGACUCUGCGCGCGAGGAAAAUGCCUUUGCAGGAAGGCGUGAAGACACCGCAGAGAGCUCUGAAGUUCUGGACGAGAAAGAGAGUCCACACGAACUUGGGCUCGUAUACGACUUGUCUGGAGUCUCGGAAGUCGCGCUUCUGCGAGACAUCGUCUACACUCUUCAAGGUGUCGACGGUGUGCAUGUCUUGUUCGACGAGAAGCUUCAGACGUAUCUUCUCUCGCCCAAGGUCCGUGCGUCGAACAGUCUUCGCGCACUCGUCUCGCAUCUCGCUGGCGUCGGCGCGCUCUACCGGCGGCUCGUCCACGCGCUACAAGCCCCCGAACACGGAGGAAGCGAUGCUGGACAAGAAGGGCAAGGCGUUGUGGCGCAAGCUCUCCGGCAGUGCAUGCAGGAGCAACUUCAAGAGUAUCACAGACUUGUCGCCGCUGUCGAGCAGGAUGUUCUUCGGUCCGCCGAGGACGGAGCUUGGAGCAGCAUCACGCUGCGCAGAUUCGCCGUCUGGCUGCAGGAACCUUUUUGUCGUAUGCGUGCGCUGGCGGCGCUCGCCGAAGAAGCGAAGGGUCUCAAAGGCGGCCCUCUCCUUUCUACCAUUUACGCCCACAGCCUGCGAGGAGAUCCCGAGCUGCGCGUCCUCAUGCUGCACAUCCUGAAACGCGCUGCGGAGCCUGUGACCGACAUGAUCCACGCCUGGAUUGACCACGGCGAACUCCGAGACCCUGCGGACGAAUUCUUUGUGACUCAGCGAUCCCACUGCGCCGUUGAGGACCUCUGGGAUAAGCGGUACUUUGUGAACGUCGAUCGCAUUCCGGUUUUUUUUCCACCCUCUCUGGCCUCUGAAAUUCUGCGCGUUGGCAAGAGCCUCAAUUUCAUGAGGCUGUGUAUGGAUCCCGCAGAGGCCGAGGCCGCAGACUUUCGCUUUCCUUCGCUGUCUGCGCCUGCGCGCGUCUCCUUCGCGGUGGAGCAGUCGAAACGGAGAACCUGCCUGCCGCCCACAGUGGAGAGUGAGCUUGCGCGGCACUGUGACGAGAACGCUCUGAGGAAAGAAGAAACCUGGAGAGGUGCAGAAGGCGGACUCCCGCGAAGUGACGGAGAGAAGACCUUCGCGGCCUUCGCCAAAGGCGACGCGGAACUCGCCUGGGUCAACGAACUCAGAGAGAAAGUCCGAGUCUCCUCAGCCACGAAAAACAAGCGGGUCGUCACCUGUUUGCUGGAGAAACAUCAACUGCUCUUCUACCUGGAAGGCAUUCGCAAAUUUAUUCUUCUGGAGGACGGCGAGUUUACACGAAGUCUGUUGGAGGCAGCUGAGAGCCACGAGGAGCAGCGACGCUCGCAGUCUGCAGAGAGAGAAUUCCAAGGCUUGUGUGCUGAAGGAAUCGCAGCUCAACCUGCCAUCCUCGCUGCAGUCGACGCUGCUGCGAGAGGAAGCGGAGCAGGUGCCGCGUUGUCGGAGAUCUGCCCUGCGUUGCUGCAUGCGCUGCGGGUGCGGUUCCCGCCGGCGCCGGUGUCGGGGGCGACGGCAGGCGAGGCUGUGGGGAGUGUCUCCGCGCAGAGGUGGAACGAGUUUUACCUCGACUUCAAGCUCGGGCCGCCGCUCUCGUGUGUGUGUACACCCGGCGUGAUGGGGGCGUUCCAUAAGAUGUUUUGCCUGCAGUGGAAGCUGCGUCGCGCGGCGCAUGCAGUGACGAGUGCGUGGCUGCAGGGUCGGUCGCUGUACCGCCUGCAGCAGGCACUGCAGCAGCGGAAAGAGAAGCGCGUACGCGAGAACAGGCAGGCGGCGAACUCUGGACAAGGGAACUCCGCGCGGCAAGGGCCGUCAACGCCUCGCGGAAUCUCCAGGCGACGGUCGCGGACGCCGACGCCUGCGCGAGGCAGCGCGUCGCUUCGGCGAGAAGAAGACGGUCGAGACCAGCCGUUCCUGUGGGAGAAACUCCGCGAGAAAGAGGAGCAGGAACAGCAGAGCAUCGCGCAACAAAGGUGUCUCGGUCUCGUCAAUGAGGUCGCUCAAGCCCUUUCCCACCUGCAAGUCUACCUCGUCGAGGAUCUGCUCAACCCCACCUGGAGACGCAUGAUGCGCCUCCUCAUGGCAUGCAACGACUUCGACGAACUCCUGGCCGUACACCAGCAGUGUGUCGAGACGCUCUCCGACGGGAUGUUCCUCUACGACGCAGAGACGCUUCAGAGUCAGCUGCAGGCGCAGCAGAACGCUUCGACGGUCGGCGCCGCGGGAGGACCCUCGACCAGCGCAUGCAGCAACCCAAUUAUUAUGGCGCUCAUCCAGGAGCUCCUCUUCUUGGUCUCUCAAGUGACUGCAACGGCGCGAACUUUGUUUAGCUCUUUGGAGGCCGCGGCGACGGACUCAGACGAGGCGCGAGGGCAGCGCGAGCGCGAAGCAGCAGCGGCGGGGGCGAGUCAGACGCUGCAGCAGAUUCAGCCGCGAGUUCGAGGAGUUCUCCUCGAGCUUCUUCGGCAGAUCGAAGUGAAACAGGCGCAUGUGCGGUCGCGCGCAGGCGCCACCGUCAAAGGCGUCGCGUUCGGUGACCGAGGAGACGCUCUACGAGCUCUGCGUUGCUCGCUGGAUUUCAACGCGUUCUACGAUCACCAGGCGCAACUGGCUGCAGGGAGUCCGCCGUUGGUGUUGCUACCGGCUCUGUCUCCAGCGGUAUCUCCGGUGUCUCCGUACCAUCCCGGCGCGUCAAGUCUCUCGUACCCCACACUGCUGCGGCGCGCGCUUCCGGGCGUCGCCGCCGCGUUCCUCCCGAGUGGACAGACCGCCGGGCAAGAGAAGUCGCACCAGGUUUUGCUGCAGCUGUUGCUUCUCCACCAGCGCCGACAGCAGGAAGACGAGCAGCGCGGGUGCAUGCAGCCUGACGGCGCAGCCGGCCGGCGCGCGACGCCGAGUCCGGCGGAGAAGCGGCAAGAAGUCCCCGAAGGAGACGCGGAGAGAGACGACGGAGAGGGAGAAGACGCUCGCUUCCUUCGCCAGGAGAUGCGGCAGCAGGAAGAAAGGCAUGCGGCGCUGUUGCGCUGUUUGCCUUGGCUGCGAGAGAACGACGCGCACAGAGGCAGGGGGAAGACGCCUUCCAGUCUGGGAGGCGCAGCGAGUGGAUCUCAGGUGUCGCUGUCUUCUGGAGAGACGCCGGGAGUUUUGCCCUCGCGAGGCUGCUGCGGAGACGAGGGAGAAGUUCGCAGAGAGCCUCCAGGACGAGAAAUCCGCUGCGCCCCGCGACUCCUCACCGCGCGCGGCCGACGCGAAGACUCGCCGAGCCCAGACAAGGCACGGCGAACAAACGAGGCCGCGCAUGCAAGCAAAAGCGGAGCGGAGUUUUUUGAAGGAGAGGCGGAGGCGCGUGCAUGCAAGGCGCGAGAAAGCCUUCCAAGCAGAGGCUACGCCGAAGGACCCACACGACCCCCGAGCGGACCAGCGAGUCCAGAAGACUUUGAGUUCGGAAAAUGCCGCCGAGCUAGAGUUCUCUCGACCGACGGCGCUUCGCAUGGACAGAGUCGAUGA
Toxoplasma gondii ME49 is the source of this 4284-nucleotide messenger RNA. Its product is annotated as Spc97 / Spc98 family protein. The transcript is spliced from 20 exons. The record is from RefSeq and is a predicted model, not a curated record. NCBI's taxonomy places the organism in Eukaryota, Apicomplexa, Conoidasida, Eucoccidiorida, Sarcocystidae. Gene Ontology annotation, biological process: spindle assembly; mitotic cell cycle; microtubule nucleation. Gene Ontology annotation, cellular component: gamma-tubulin small complex; centrosome; equatorial microtubule organizing center. Gene Ontology annotation, molecular function: gamma-tubulin binding; microtubule minus-end binding. The coding region runs from base 1 to 4284 and encodes 1427 amino acids.